UCGAAGCAACCUUUUUUUCAGUUAGCUUUUCGCUGUCAAAUAGAAUUGUAAUUUUUUCUGCGGACAGUUAUUUUACGUUUAAUGGUAGUAGUGGUAAAUUUUGUUAUUUAUUGUAUCUAUUAGAAUGGCCGAAAAUUAUAGCACUAGAGACUAUAAUGAUGAGAGCAGUGAGGAUGAAACACGUCAAGCAAAAAAACGGAAGUUUUCAUCCGCUCGACAAACACAUAUUGGAUUGCAACAACAACAGGUUGCUUCUCUUUCAGCUGACAGUGAUGAUAGCGAUGGCCCUCCGCCGGCAAAAUCUAUUGCCGAAAGCACUGCCAAUGAUGAAAGUGAUGGGUAUCAUGAUGAAGAUACCAUCGAACCUAACCCAGAUGGUAACAUGCGCCUUGUUGCCUCGCACUAUAAUGAAUUGAAAGAGACCGGACGCAAAGAGCGACUCAAAUCGCGAAUAGUAUAUAUGCGAAAUUUUAAUAAUUGGCUCAAGAGCCAACUUAUUGUAGAGUAUUUGGAUCGCAUCAAAGAACAAACUCGCGUGGGCGACCCUAUGCGUGUUCUUGAUUUGUGCUGUGGCAAGGGAGGUGACCUUCUGAAAUGGGAAAAAGCAAAUAUUACCCAUCUUAUAUGUACAGAUAUUGCUGAAGUGUCGGUGGAUCAAUGUAAAAAGCGAUAUGAACAAAUGCAAUCGCGAGCUGACAAAACUAAAUUUGCCAAUAAGUUUUCAGCGGAAUUCUUUGCGUGUGAUGCCACAUUGGUACGCUUGCGCGAACGUUAUAUGGACAAAUCGUUGAAAUUGAAUUUGGUGUCAUGUCAAUUUGCUUUUCAUUAUUCAUUUGAAUCUCUUACUCAAGCGGAGUGCAUGGUUCGUAAUGCGGCCGAAUGUCUGCAACCCGGUGGAUACUUUAUAGCGACAAUCCCGGAUGCGAACGAAAUAAUGCGUCGUCUGCGGCAGUCGCCAAAUGCCCGCAGCAUUGGCAAUGAGCUCUAUAAAAUCGAGUUUGCAUGCGACACAGAUCCACCACCGCUUUUUGGUGCUAAAUAUCAAUUCCAUUUGGAGGGUGUUGUUGAUUGUCCCGAAUUUUUGGUACAUUUCCCAACAUUAGUUAAACUUUGCCGUAAACAUGGUUUAAAACUUGAGCGCAGAACCACUUUCCCUGAUUAUUACAAGGAGUCGUUAGAAAAAGGUCGGUCACUGCUGCAACGCAUGAACGGGCUGGAAACUGUGUACCCUAAUCGCUGUGGGAAAGAUCCUGAGUUUCAGCAUUUAAAAAGCUUAACAAGAAGCAGUCCAUCAAAGGCCGUAGGAACGCUUUCAAAGUCGGAAUGGGAAGCUACAACCCUUUACCUAGUGUGCGCUUUCCGUAAAUGCAAGAAUACAUGGGAUAAUGAGGGAAAACCAGUCUUCGAGUUCGACUAGAUAUGGUACUCCGAACAAUGUUGUGUUAAAAGUAACCAAUCAAAAAAUUUUGCACCUGUUCGAUUAUUGGAAUAUUUGUUACUUUAUUUAAUUGAGACAAUUCAAUUACGAAAAUAUACGAGUAUAUUUAAAUUACUUAA
Messenger RNA from Anastrepha ludens (Mexican fruit fly), 1557 nucleotides. RefSeq names its product mRNA cap guanine-N7 methyltransferase (gene Rnmt). Gene Ontology annotation, cellular component: nucleus. Lineage: Eukaryota; Metazoa; Arthropoda; Insecta; Diptera; Tephritidae. Gene Ontology annotation, molecular function: mRNA 5'-cap (guanine-N7-)-methyltransferase activity. Gene Ontology annotation, biological process: 7-methylguanosine mRNA capping. The transcript is spliced from 3 exons. The record is from RefSeq and is a predicted model, not a curated record. The coding region runs from base 125 to 1417 and encodes 430 amino acids.